AUGGCUUCACGGCGCAGCAGAUCUUCAAUCAGGUACCGCCACGUGGCACUCCGCUACGAAGCGCCCCUGCGCGCCUCUGCCCCUCUCCGCCGUCCGAUUCGUUCCGCUGCGAAGCGCGUCCCCUUCUCUUCCCGACCACCCUCUUCAAUUGUGCUUUGCCACGUGGCAUUGCAGGGCGUGGCGUACACGUACGACGAUUGCAUCUUCCAUCCACGCCACAUCAGCUUCGCCGCGUCUGACGUGGACCUGACCGGGCGCGUGACACGUGGCAUCUCCCUGCGUAUGCCACUUGUCAGCUCGCCGAUGGACACGGUGACGGAGGCGGAAAUGGCGGCGGCGAUGGCGGCGGUGGGGGGGAUGGGGUUUAUCCAUUACAACAACAGCGUCCAGGAGCAAGCGGAUUUGAUUCGGCAGGCGAAGCAGUGGCGCGUGGGAGUGGUCAACGCGCCGCCCACUCUGCCGCCCACAAGCACUGUGCAGGCAGCAGCGGUGUUCAAGGUGGCGAGCCUGGCACACGCCAUGGGGGAGAUUCCUGUGAUAGCGGACGGCGGGGUGAGCAACACAACACCCCCCACGCCCCACUGCCUUGCUCACGCUCUCUUCCCUCCCCCCACGGUCCCACCCACCGUCCCAUCACAACAGGCAGCAGCGGUGUUCAAGGUAGCGAGCCUGGCACACGCAAUGGGGGAGAUCUCGGUGAUAGCGGGCGGGGACGCAACAGCGGUGUUCAAGGUAGCAAGUCUCGCACAUGCAAUGGGGGAGAUCCCAGUGAUAGCGGACGGCGGGGUGAGCAACACGGGCCAUUUCAUCAAGGCGCUCGCUCUCGGCGCCUCCUCUGUCAUGGUCGGAAGCUUCCUCGCAGGCACCGAUGAGGCGCCCGGGCAAACUUACAUUCGGGGCGGGGACGGGGUGCGGGUGAAGAAGUACAGGGGGAUGGGGUCGCUAGCAGCGCAGAAGAGGGGCAGUGACAGCCGGUACCUGGGGGAGGCGGCGCAGCUCAAGGUGGCUCAGGGCGUGGAGGGCGAGGUCAAGGCCAAGGGGUCGCUGCUGCGCCUCCUGCCCUUCACCGCGCACGCUGCCCGGCAGGGCCUGCAGGACCUGGGGGUCAAGUCGGUGGGGGAACUGCAUGAGGCUCUGCGCGCCGGGGAGAUCAGACUGGAGGGCCUGCAGCACCUGGGCGUGCAGUCGGUGGGGGAACUGCAUGAGGCGGUGCGGGCGGGGGAGAUCAGACUGGAGGUGAGAAGGGGGCAGCAGAUGGGCAGGGGGAUGGGUGUAGGGGGUGGGAAGGGAAGCAAGGGUGGCGGGGCCUGCAGCACCUGGGGGUGCAGUCAGUGGGGGAACUGCAUGAGGCGCUGCGGGUGGGGGAGAGGGGGGGGCGGAGCCAAGGAUCGGGGUGGGAGCGGGGGAGGUUUGGCAGAGGGGUGGGUUGGGUUAUCUGUCAAACUUGAGGUGCGCACAGGUGCAGCGCAGGCAGAGGGUGGGGUGCAUGGCCUUGUGGCCUAUGAGAAGCGGCUCUUCUGA
This is a messenger RNA of Closterium sp. NIES-65, 1521 nucleotides long. The record is from the annotation of a GenBank genome assembly. Lineage: Eukaryota; Viridiplantae; Streptophyta; Zygnematophyceae; Desmidiales; Closteriaceae.